This is a messenger RNA of Dicrocoelium dendriticum, 1493 nucleotides long. Lineage: Eukaryota; Metazoa; Platyhelminthes; Trematoda; Plagiorchiida; Dicrocoeliidae. The record is from the annotation of a GenBank genome assembly.
GCCCCCUCGGUCUAAUACGACCCACGUACGCCCCGACACAAAAGCCCUCGGAACUCUCGACCGGACGCAUAUUACAAUACGUAUGCGGUUGUUUGCCUUUCGGAUGGCUAGCUGCAAGGAACUGGAAGACAGAAUCCAGGACCUGAAGCGGCUGAAUUAUGAACUAUUCACCGCGAGCGCCGCGUAUUUGAGUUGGAAAACACGCUUGCUAAGCUUCACACAGGCACUCUUUCAAAAGAGGGACUAAGACCUUUUGAUUUCAGCAGAUAUAAAAAGAGACAUGUUGCUUUGCAGAUUGCUUAUUUGGGAUGGAAUUACAGUGGGAUCGCCCUCCAGAACCCAUCACAACCUGUGACUGUUAUGGAACGGGUUAUGCAAUCUUUAGAGAGAUGCAGACUUGUAGAGAAUAGGAAUGUGGGCCUUACAAUUUGUGGUCGCACUGACAAAGGCGUUAGCGCAGUCGGUCAAGUAUUGUCUGUCGUUCUGCGAUCAGCCGUCAACUGCGGUGUUGGUGUCAUUAGUGAUUCCGGGCCCAACAUUGAUCAGCGACCAGAAAUCGACUAUGUUUUGUUGCUAAACCGAGUUUUACCUCACGACAUACGUGUUUUAGCCUGGUCUCCCGUAUCAGAAGAUUUUAAUGCCAGAUUUACCUGCUUACAACGAUCCUACUCCUAUUACUUCCCCCUGAGUGGAUUGGACUUAUCGGCCAUGCAAGAUGCAGCUUCCCGGCUAGAAGGAACACACGAUUUCAGGAACUUUUGUUCUAACCAAGUUGAAAGCGACUGCGUUACUUUUGUGCGCCGGAUCGAUCGCGUUGCUGUCGAAAUGCUCGGGGCUGAUAGCUCUCUAGCGACUACGCUGUGUUCAGUUUCAGUCUCCGCCUCUGGUUUCCUCUACCAUCAAAUACGGUAUAUGAUGUCCGUUUUAAUCAGGAUAGGAAGGGGAUAUGAGACACCGGCACUUAUCGACGAAAUGCUUGACAUUGAAAAAACCCCGGCUAAACCGCAAUAUUAUAUGGCUGCUGACUUUCCUUUGUUGCUAACAGGAGCACAGUAUCCCGACGGUGCUGUAAAGUGGCAGACGAGCGAAGCUGCUGGACUGAAUCUCAUCAAACACUUCCAGACACUCUGGGCUGACCAUACGAUUCGAGCCGCAACAGUAAAGACAAUGUUAGAUCACGUGGAGAGAACAAAAUUACUUACCUGGUCCAACGACGUUUCUUGACACGGCUUGCGCUCGGUCAGCGCUACGAGAGACACGUGGGAGGCGUUCGCGGAUUUCAGACUCAGGUCGACAGCCGAAGGAAUGUGCCGACCGGACUUCGCUUUCAUCGUCUUCCAUGUAGCCUACAUUCAUCUGUACUCCUGGUGAGUUACAACGAUGAUGCUCUACCUGAGGUUCAAAGAGGUUGUUUUUGAUCUUUUCGUUCAUUGAUAAAUCACUGAUUCUGGCAACAUGCCUGGCGCUUUCGGUUUCGUCAACGAUAUCCUUCU